Messenger RNA from Camellia sinensis, 2543 nucleotides. It is a transcript of the gene VHA-A, whose product is annotated as vacuolar ATP synthase subunit A. The record is from RefSeq and is a predicted model, not a curated record. Gene Ontology annotation, molecular function: proton-transporting ATPase activity, rotational mechanism; ATP binding; ATP hydrolysis activity. Gene Ontology annotation, cellular component: proton-transporting V-type ATPase, V1 domain; plant-type vacuole. Gene Ontology annotation, biological process: ATP metabolic process; proton transmembrane transport. NCBI's taxonomy places the organism in Eukaryota, Viridiplantae, Streptophyta, Magnoliopsida, Ericales, Theaceae.
GCGCAGCGUCAGAUUACUCUCUCCCCUUCCAUAUCACAAGUAGGAAAGCCCCUCUCUCUGCUCCCUCUAUAUCUCUCUGUAAUUGUACUCAUAAUUCACGUUCUCAUCUCUUCUUCUUCUUCUUCUUCUUCUUGUUUUUGGUUCUUCGCAUCUGUAAUCGCCAAACCCUCUCUAUAUAUAGGAUUCCAUUGGAAACCUUGUGUUUCCUUGACGAUCUGAUCUACACAAUUGAAGUUUAGAUUUUUGAUUUCGGUUUCUCCUCUGAUCCGUCUCACAGAAUGCCGUCCGUAUACGGAGCUCGAUUGACAACUUUCGAAGAUUCAGAGAAGGAAAGCGAGUACGGUUACGUUCGAAAGGUAUCAGGACCAGUCGUUGUUGCAGAUGGAAUGGCAGGGGCUGCUAUGUAUGAAUUGGUACGUGUUGGACACGACAAACUUAUUGGGGAAAUUAUUCGUCUGGAAGGAGAUUCUGCAACAAUCCAAGUGUAUGAAGAAACAGCUGGGUUGACGGUCAAUGAUCCUGUUUUACGAACACACAAGCCUCUGUCGGUGGAGUUGGGUCCUGGAAUCUUGGGGAAUAUAUUUGAUGGCAUUCAGAGGCCUCUAAAGACCAUCGCAAAGCGAUCUGGUGAUGUGUAUAUCCCUCGUGGUGUCUCUGUCCCGGCCCUUGACAAGGACACCCUUUGGGAAUUCCAGCCUAAGAAAAUAGGUGAGGGAGAUCUUGUAACAGGGGGAGACUUAUAUGCUACUGUCUUUGAGAACAGUUUAGUGCAGCACCAUGUUGCACUUCCUCCUGAUUCUAUGGGAAAGAUAACCUACAUUGCACCAGCUGGUCAAUAUUCAUUGAAGGACACUGUAUUAGAGCUUGAGUUUCAAGGUGUCAAAAAGCAAAUUACUAUGCUUCAGACUUGGCCUGUGCGAACUCCUAGGCCUGUUGCGUCAAAGCUUGCUGCUGAUACUCCUCUUCUUACUGGGCAGCGUGUUCUUGAUGCCCUUUUCCCCUCGGUUCUUGGUGGGACAUGUGCCAUACCUGGUGCAUUUGGCUGUGGAAAAACAGUCAUUAGUCAAGCUCUUUCCAAGUAUUCUAAUUCCGACACUGUCGUUUAUGUUGGUUGUGGAGAAAGAGGAAAUGAAAUGGCAGAGGUUCUUAUGGAUUUUCCUCAACUGACAAUGACACUGCCUGAUGGCCGUGAGGAAUCUGUUAUGAAACGUACCACACUUGUGGCAAACACUUCAAACAUGCCUGUGGCAGCUCGUGAGGCUUCAAUAUAUACAGGAAUCACCAUAGCUGAAUACUUCAGGGAUAUGGGCUACAAUGUUAGCAUGAUGGCAGAUUCAACAUCACGUUGGGCAGAAGCAUUGCGUGAAAUAUCUGGUCGACUGGCAGAGAUGCCCGCAGAUAGUGGAUAUCCCGCUUAUCUGGCAGCACGUUUGGCUUCAUUCUAUGAACGUGCUGGGAAAGUGAAAUGUCUCGGUGGGCCAGAACGUACUGGUAGUGUCACCAUUGUUGGUGCUGUUUCUCCUCCAGGAGGAGAUUUUUCUGAUCCUGUUACAUCUGCAACCCUCAGCAUUGUUCAGGUCUUCUGGGGUCUGGACAAGAAACUGGCCCAAAGAAAACACUUCCCUGCUGUAAAUUGGCUAAUUUCCUAUUCAAAGUAUUCAUCGGCAUUAGAAUCCUUCUAUGAUCAAUUCGAUUCAGAUUUUAUUGACAUCAGGACAAAAGCUCGUGAAGUGCUGCAGAGAGAAGAUGACCUUAACGAAAUUGUUCAACUGGUUGGAAAGGAUGCUUUAGCUGAAUCAGAUAAAAUUACCCUAGAGACUGCAAAGCUUUUGAGGGAGGAUUAUCUCGCUCAGAAUGCAUUCACACCGUACGACAAAUUCUGCCCUUUUUACAAGUCUGUUUGGAUGAUGCGCAACAUUAUCCAUUUCUAUAAUUUGGCCAAUCAGGGGGUGGAGCGAGGAGCUGGUAUGGAUGGCCAGAAGAUAACCUACAGCCUUAUCAAGCAUCGGUUAGGAGAUCUAUUCUACCGCUUGGUGUCUCAAAAAUUUGAGGAUCCAGCUGAAGGGGAGGAAGCUCUCGUGGGAAAAUUCAAGAAACUUUAUGAGGAUCUGACUGCAGGUUUCCGCAAUCUUGAAGAUGAAACUCGAUGAUCAACUUUUGAAUGCAAAAGUAACCAAAGAUUCAUUCACCCAGUGGGAAUUUUGAUACUGGGGGGAAGUGGAAGCUUUGCCCAGGUUGUUGCAUUGUGGCGUUAUGCGAGAGAAACAAAUGAGAUUUGGUAGUUUGAUGCUAAUUUUAUAGCAUUUUGGCCCUUGUUUUAUAUGGUUUGCUCAAGUCAUAUUUAUUUUGUUUAUCAGUUGUUCCCCCCUUAGGUUUGUCAAAAAUAAACAAGACUCGUUGUUUGCUUGUGAUUUUUUGUUGACACUUUGAUCCAAUAAAUUAUGUAGGAGUUUAGUAAGUUUAGUAUCUGAAUUCUUGUGUAUGGUUUGCUCAUUUGCACUCGGUGCAACAAAUUUGGAGAAUGAAGUUAAAAUAAUUUUUCA